UAACGCCGCCGAUUUUUCCAAUCUUGCGGAAAAUAUAUUGCCGGAAACUUUUCACGUUAGUUCUCCUAAAUUGGUGUGACGGUGAUUAUACUGAGAGUCUGAGAUCUGCACAUCAUACAGCUUGGAAGACCCGAAAUUGCGUAAUGUUCUUUAUCUGAAAAGAAUUAUUUGCAUUAUAUAAAAGUUUAGAAUUUCUGUAAUACUGUGAUGGAUCAACUUUAAUGGUUGAUUAAAAUUUCAAUUAGUUAACUAGAGAAAGUCAAGAUCGGAGAAACAGACAAACGCCAAACGGAUGAAACUGCAUCGUCCCCGACUGUCCGUGAGCUGUGGCCUGACACUUCGACUUAGCAAGACCGACCUAGAUUCAGGGUCAGACUGUUCAGAACUUCAGUCCAUAGAGAUUUAGCCUUUGAACUUACAAGAAAAGAUCUUGGAAAGUAAUUUUGCUAAUCUUGCUUGUUUCUAUUUCCCUUUUAGUCUUUUAUCUUUAAUAAUGGAUUAUGAUUUCCAAAAAGAAGAAGAUGUUAAGGAGUUUUUGGAGAAGCUUGGAGUUGAAUAUCGUUUCAGCUGUUUCAGUGAAAAGAGACCUGAUAGCUGUCAUCUGCUUGGAGAAUACUUUGAAACUAUCAAGACUGACUAUGAAAAAGCUAUGAAAGUCUUCAAAAAUAAUUGUGAUGAGUACAAGUUUGCAAGGAGCUGUAACCAGUAUGCAACAAUGGCUCUAAGAGGCAGAGGGAGUAAGCAAGCCCGGGAAGAGGCUCCCAAAUAUUACGAAAAAGGCUGUAAUUUUGGCAGCUCACAAGCAUGCACCACCGGAGGAAUUCUUGCUUUGAUGAAUGCAAACAAAAAAGAAGCUAACAACAAACCAUCUCACAUUCAAAAUGCUAAGAAUGGUAUGGAAAUGCUGCUGAGAGGCUGCGACCUGAACAAUCAGCAUGCCUGCUACUAUGCGUCAGCCGUGUACAUAACAGGCAGGGAAGAAUACAACAUUCCUUCUGACAUGGAGAAGGCAUUCAAGUAUGCUGACAGAGGCUGCGAGUUAGGCAGCAUACAUGCGUGCGGUAACCUUUCAAUGAUGUACAAGAAAGGAGAUGGAGUGGCAAAAGAUUUGACUAAAGCAAAAUUUUUUGAAACAAAGGCGCUUGAGAUGCAGGAACAAUUUAGAGAACAAAUUGCCAUGCAACGUGAAAGUAAAUGAAAGAUAACGGCUUUAUUCUAUAAUUUGAGGUAUUUUGUAUAUAGCAGACGUUUACAUUGCAUUUUACAGUUUCUAUGACAUCUGUUAAUUUUCUUAUGUGACAACUUUCGAAAACAUUUUAUUUGGCUUAUGAAAUGAACGAUAUUUGAAGUACAGUUGUCUAUAAAAAUGACUUCAAUUUCCAAAUGUCGGAUAUUAUAAAACAUUUUUGGGCGA
Hyalella azteca is the source of this 1414-nucleotide messenger RNA. It is a transcript of the gene Coa7, whose product is annotated as cytochrome c oxidase assembly factor 7 homolog. The record is from RefSeq and is a predicted model, not a curated record. Gene Ontology annotation, cellular component: mitochondrial intermembrane space. NCBI's taxonomy places the organism in Eukaryota, Metazoa, Arthropoda, Malacostraca, Amphipoda, Hyalellidae. The transcript is spliced from 5 exons. Gene Ontology annotation, molecular function: protein binding. The coding region runs from base 494 to 1198 and encodes 234 amino acids.